GCUGAAGAUGGCGGACGAGGCUCAGAUGGCGGCGGGCGUGAAGGCCCGCGCGGCGCAGGUGCAGGGGCUGCUGGCCCAGCGCAAGAACGAGGAGGCGGUGCGCGCGGCGCUGGAGGACCCGCCGCUGCAGUCCAAGAACGACGCGUUGAGAACGGAGAACGCGCAGGUGGUGAUGACGGCGCUGCUGGCCUGCAACAAGGGCGAGAUGCAGCGCGCCAUCGACUCGCUCAACAACGCGCUGGAGGACGCCCUCAUGAAGUAUAUCAUGCGCUUCUUGGGCAUGGCGUCGCAGAGCGCGGCCAUGCUGGAGUGGCACCAGAAGCUGGCGGCCAAGGCUGGAUCCGGCUGCGUCAUGCGCGCCUUCACGGAGCGGAAGCAGGUCUGAGCGAGCGACUGAUACUGAGGACGGACGCAUAAAGCAGUAACGUCAAUGCCACGUACAGAAAUUGCAAGUUGUCGUUGAAGGGGGAGGGAGUUGAUUGUUGAUUC
Phytophthora sojae is the source of this 489-nucleotide messenger RNA. Its product is annotated as neutral zinc metallopeptidase. Gene Ontology annotation, molecular function: actin filament binding. Gene Ontology annotation, cellular component: actin cytoskeleton; cytoplasm; Arp2/3 protein complex. Gene Ontology annotation, biological process: regulation of actin filament polymerization; Arp2/3 complex-mediated actin nucleation. Lineage: Eukaryota; Oomycota; Peronosporomycetes; Peronosporales; Peronosporaceae. The transcript has a single exon. Bases 8 to 385 code for a protein of 125 amino acids. The record is from RefSeq and is a predicted model, not a curated record.